Molecule: messenger RNA, 2145 nt
Organism: Cryptomeria japonica (Japanese cedar)
Lineage: Eukaryota; Viridiplantae; Streptophyta; Pinopsida; Cupressales; Cupressaceae
Product: laccase-23
Exons: 6
Coding region: 17-1843 (608 amino acids)
Biological process (GO): lignin catabolic process
Cellular component (GO): apoplast
Molecular function (GO): copper ion binding; hydroquinone:oxygen oxidoreductase activity
Source: RefSeq, a predicted model, not a curated record
CGUCCGUGAGCCUAACAUGAUCCAGCUGUUAAAGUGGGUACUCGAGUUUUCAUGUGAGCGUCCUUUAUCCAAGAGAAGGAAUUUAUCUUUUUUUUGCUCGUACAAUCUAAAUUUAGAUAUGGGAGAUUUAUGGGUUGAUCAGAAUUUCUCUGAAUUCAUACGCUUUCUGCCGCUGCUUGUCUGCAUUGUGUUUGCGGCGGCUACGGCCGUGGCACACCCAUUCUACCCAUUUUUUACUCACACUUUUGUUAUUGAAUCCAAGUCAGUGGAGAGGCUGUGUCAGAAGCAAGAUAUAAUCACAGUUAAUGGGCAGUUUCCAGGUCCAACGCUCUCUGUUAACAAUGGAGACACUCUCAUUGUCCAAGUCAUUAAUAAGGCUCAGUACAACGCCACAAUUCACUGGCACGGAGUGCGCCAGAUGCGUACAGCGUGGUCUGAUGGACCCGAAUAUAUAACACAAUGUCCCAUCCAGCCUGGCGAAAGUUACACGUACAGGUUCACCAUUAGCGGCCAAGAAGGCACUUUAUGGUGGCAUGCACACAGUUCCUGGCUCAGAGCUACUGUUUAUGGCGCCUUAAUCGUUUCCCCCAGAUUUGGCACUUCCUAUCCCUUCACCAAGCCCGCUCAAGAGAUUCCCAUCCUACUAGGAGAGUGGUGGAACAGUAAUCCCAUCGACGUGGUGAAUGAGGCAACGAAAACAGGAGGCGUCCCUAACGUCUCAGAUGCUUUCACUAUCAGUGGACAGCCAGGAGAUCUUUUUCAGUGCUCAAGUUCAGGUACAUUUAGAGCUCGUGUGAAGCCGGGGGAGACUAAUCUUGUGCGUGUGAUUAAUGCUGCACUGAGUGCCGAUCUGUUUGUGGCCAUUGCAGGCCAUGAAAUGACCGUCGUUGGAGUGGAUGCUUCAUAUACAAAACCCUACAAAACUAACAUUCUGGUGUUGGGUCCCGGGCAGACCACAGACGUACUAGUGAAUUUCUAUAAGAAGGAAGGCAGCUAUUAUAUUGCUGCUCGAGCAUAUGCCAGCGGUCAGGGAGUCCCAUUUGACAACACCACCACCACUGCUAUCUUUGAAUAUAGCAAUGGAAGUUCCCCUGCGUUGCCUGAUCUUCCAUUCUAUAACGACACACAUUCCGCCUACAAGUUUUCUUCAAGCCUGAGGAGCCUGGCCUCACAAGAACACCCUGUUUUUGUUCCUCAGACAGUGGAUGAGAGUCUUCUCUACACUGUGGGAUUGGGACUGAUCGACUGCCCAGAACAGUCAUGCGUGGGUCCCAAUGGAACAAGGCUUGCAGCAAGUAUGAACAACCACUCAUUUGUAUUGCCAUCAUCUUAUUCAGUCCUGCAAGCCCAUCACUUCGGCGUCAAAGGAGUUUUCACCAAUGGCUUCCCUGACAGUCCUCCGGUGCAGUUCGAUUACACUGGGCAAAACAUAAGCAGUAGCCUUUGGUUUCCUGUGAGGUCCACUUCUGCAAAAGUGCUGAGAUACAACACAGCAGUGGAGGUAAUUCUUCAAGGGACAAAUAUCUUGGUAAGUGAAAGCCAUCCCAUCCAUCUCCAUGGGUAUGACUUUUAUAUAGUGGGAACAGGAUUCGGCAACUACGAUGCCACAACGGAUCCAUUAAAAUUCAACCUUGUGGAUCCUCCCAUGCGCAACACACUCAAUCUUCCAGUCAAUGGAUGGGCUGCCAUUCGAUUUGUUGCUGACAACCCUGGAACUUGGUUGUUCCACUGCCAUUUGGAUGUGCACAUAGGGUGGGGUUUGGCCAUGGUUUUUGUAGUUGAAAAUGGAGCAGAUUUCAUAUCAACUCUGGAGAUGCCUCCUCCAGAUCUUCCUGCAUGUUAAGGAAAUUUCCAUGAAGUUCUUUGCUCGCUUUGAAAACUCAUUCUAUUCCCCACAGACGAACAGACCAACUGUUCGCUUUCAUCAUUGUUUUUUAAUUUGUCCACUCAUAUCUACCCAUCAAGUUGAUUAUUUACAUUUCUGACUGUUUCCCAUUUGUAUUUCUAUGUCCUUCCUCGGGUAUUUUUAAAACAAGAUCUAAAUGUGAAAGGCAACAAUGCUUUUUCUUAUUCAAUACACUGGAUAUUACUAGGAUUAUGAAUCGUAAAGAACGAAGAUUGGAGAUUAUUGCUCCAUACUAUUCA